AAAUGUGAAGGAUGUGGAGAGGAAGAAAAUGUAGAACACGUAUUGGUGAACUGUAAGACAUCUGAACCUGAAAGGGAGAAAUUGAGAAGAAUGGUUGGAAGCACAGCUCAAGAAUGGAGUCUUAAAGGGAUAUUGGGAAAUGAAGGAAACAUAAUGGAUAUUUACAGAUUAAGGAAAGCAUUAUUUAUUUAUCUUCAGAAUACAAAAUUAAAAAAUAGAAUUUGAUAGAUGGAAAGUAAUGUUGAUACACACUCGUGUACAGUAGGUGGCGGUAUGCGCCUUAAAUUUGCCUGCGAUCUGCCAUAUUAGAAAAGAAGAAGAAGAAGAAGAAGAAGGUUGGUUGAGGUGCGUAGAGAACUACGUCUCCCAUAAUGCUUUGCUUUCGGUAGCGCUGUCGUCAUAAAACGCGACAAAAUCUGUUGCUAAACAAACCCAACACUGAUAUUUGAAUUUAAACAUGGAGGUGGAAAAGCCAAAAGAAGAGGAGCAAAAGGAGGACUGCGCUUCAAACCAGCAAACAUCGACAGAUGCCUGUCAGUCAAAGAGGCCCAACCAGGCUCUGUACGUCCCCAAACAGCGACGCCAGGCCGCUAAAGACAAAACUCCCACUCAGGGAGAGGACAAACCAAGACCCAAACCUCGAUAUACAGACAAGGCUCGAAAGAACGCCAAGAACAGGAAGGACAAGGCCAACACCGCAGCUGCAGCUGCAGGAGGCGCAGACGCUCAGAGCUGUGAUGUGCAGGAGGAGAGGCUGCAGAAUGGGCAGGAAGAGGCUGAAGCUUCAUCACAGCAGGAACCAGAAUCUCCCCAAGAUGAGCAGGAGGACAGCUGGGAAACUCUGUUCAAUGAUGAAGGAGACUGUUUAGAUCCACAUCUACUGGAAGAGCUGGCUCUGAGCGAGGGCAGAAAGAAGAAGUCGAAACAGGAACCUAGAUUUGACUACUACAAUAUGGACAUGGACGACGAAGACGAGAUUGACCUCACAGAGGACGAACUGUCCCACAUUGUGGAAAUCUACGACUUCCCCGCGGAGUUUAAGACGGAAGACCUGCUCAGGUUAUUUCAGUGCUACCAACAGAGAGGAUUUGACAUCAAGUGGAUUGAUGACUCGCAUGCCCUGGGUCUCUUCUCCAGCCCCGUAGCAGCCCGAGAAGCUCUCAGAACCAAACACCCACUGAUGAAGUUAAGACCACUUUCUAAAUCCUCCAACGCCACCAAGGCUAAAGCCCGCAGCUGCUCAGACUACCUCCUGCCUGCUAAAGAGCGACCUCAGACAAGCGCGGCGCUGGCUCGGAAGCUUGUGAUCGGAGCACUUGGUGUGAAAAGCAACUUAACGAAGGAGCAGCGAGAGGCAGAGAAGAAAAAACUCCAGCAGGCAAAAGACCAAAAGCGUCUGGCAGCAAAACAAAGAGAAGAUGCUUGGGAGGGAAAGUGAAUGGACACAAGAAUUUUCUUAUUUUUUUUAUUAUUUUGUUGAAAAUUACUUGAACUUCAAUUCUGGUUUUCUUUCAACCAGUCAUGAUUGGAGCAAACAUCUGGACUCGCGUUCAUCUUAUUAAAGCACAGAGACUCGAGGUGAAACUAUUUGAUCCAAAGCUUUUACGUUUGGCAUUAUAAUGUUUCAAAAGAGGUUAAUUGCUGCUUUAAUUAAGACAUUGUUGAAUUUGAUGCUAGCCUAGUGAGUAAAGAACACAUUUUUACUCUAAAUUACUACUGUUCCUCGGUAAUAGCUAACAUUUUUAAACUCAUACCAGCCUCAGACCAACCACUGCCAACCACAAGCGUUACUUUCAAGACUUUGAGUUAGGACAUCAUGUGUUGUGCAUCUUUUUUUGUUGUUGUUGUUGUUCAAGUCUUGUCCUGUUUGCUAAAACCCAGCUUACUGUUGAAAUUCAUUUGUUGAUUUUAUUUCAAAUGAUAAACAUCGGGUUCAGUUUGUGCAGAUUGUUCAUGUGUAAAGAUCAGAUUGAGGAUGUAAGAGACUUAAUGAACUCCAUUGUUUUGUAAGUUUGAACGAAUGGUUUCUUUUUUUUUUUUUUGCAUUUUUAUUCUGAUACAAAACUGUUUCAGUAGUUUGAGUUGUGGCCUAAACAAGUAAAAAUAAAGCACAAUCUCGGCUCAA
Molecule: messenger RNA, 2125 nt
Organism: Xiphophorus hellerii (green swordtail)
Lineage: Eukaryota; Metazoa; Chordata; Actinopteri; Cyprinodontiformes; Poeciliidae
Gene: r3hcc1l
Product: R3H domain and coiled-coil containing 1-like
Exons: 7
Coding region: 458-1438 (326 amino acids)
Source: RefSeq, a predicted model, not a curated record